Molecule: messenger RNA, 2545 nt
Organism: Oncorhynchus mykiss (rainbow trout)
Lineage: Eukaryota; Metazoa; Chordata; Actinopteri; Salmoniformes; Salmonidae
Product: von Willebrand factor C domain-containing protein 2-like
Biological process (GO): negative regulation of BMP signaling pathway
Cellular component (GO): AMPA glutamate receptor complex
Molecular function (GO): protein binding
Source: RefSeq, a predicted model, not a curated record
GGACCAGAGUCGAAGCACUAAACUGGGUAGUCACGUGUAUAUUGAAACAUAACCCCCGUAGAGGCGUAAUAACUUUCCCUCUCUUUGCAAGUUUCAGCUUCGGAUCUGUGCGAAAAAGGCUGGGCAAUCGAGAAUAUAGCCUCAAUUGUAGGCUAGAUGCACAUCUGAAAAUGUUAUGAGUAUUUUAUAUUCUUCAACAAUGUGGCAGAAACUGCUAAAUGACCAUAAACAAUAAAGCACACUUUGUAUUUUUUUUAAAUCCUGGACACUGGAACAAACACAAUCUCUUUCGUCUUGUUUUGGAUAUUUUUUUGGUCAUAAAAAUGGUUUCAAAUCAGCACUAUUCGAUGGGGGUUAUGCAUUCCGCGUUGUCUCUACUGUUCUGUGUCCAGUUCGGUCUGUCUUUCUCUGUGGCUGGACAUGAGAACACCUGUGAUGCGAACGGCAGCGUCUACUAUGUGGGAGAAUGGUACUUUCUAGAAUCGGACCACUGCACGCAGUGUGAAUGCACCACAGAGGGGUCGUCUUGUGCACGGACGGAGUGUACCUCUUUGCCGGCCGCUUGCAUCCAUGUCAGCCACUAUCCCACUGACUGCUGUCCAAGAUGUGAGAAAAUAGGCUGCGAGUACCGGGGAGUGGUGUACGAACUGGGACAAAACUUCCAGCCCAACGAGUGCGAGCAGUGUACCUGUGACAGUGAUGGCAUCGCCCGCUGCCUGGUGGCAGACUGCGCUCCCCCGCCCUGCAUCAACCCUAUCUACACCAAAGGGAAGUGCUGCCCAGAGUGCCCAGAGGGGCCCAACUGCUAUGUGGAUUCAACCCGGAGCCAGGUGAUUCCAGGACAUGAACCACUGUGGGUGGACUCCUGCACCAAGUGCCGCUGUCACGACUCAGGUGACGCUGGCUACUGGGAGGGCAACCGCUUGGCCACCUGUUCCCGCGUACGCAACUGCACCCCUGGAGAGACUAGCCAGAAAAACUGAUUAAGUAGGACCAGUCAUUUGCCCCGGUAUAGGGUGAAGUUGCCGCUAGACACUGAUCUUGGGUCAGUUUUGAAUUUACCCCCACUAAUGGUUAAUGUUAAGAUUGGAGGAGGGGAAGCUGAUCCUAGAACUGUACCUAGAGGAAACUUCUCCCCAGAGCGAUUUGCCCCUGAAUGCUUGGUGGUUAUCAGCAGGACGGUUAGAGUGUUGGGCUAGUAACUGAAAGAUCACUGGUUCGAAAUACCCAAAAGAACCGGUCGAUGUACCCUUGAGCGAGGCACUUAUCCCUCAUUUUCUCCAUAGGCACCAUACUACUAUGGCUAACCAUGUAAAACAACACAUUUCACUGCACUUAUCCGGUGUAUGUGGCAAUAAAAUAUAUUUUUACAUUUGUACUGACAUGUACUGUAGCAUGUAUCACAAACACUUCUACAGCAGAAAAAUCCAACUGUAACUACUAUGUGAAUGUAUUGUUCGCUCCCAUUCCAAAGAGACUGGAGUUGUUUUGCUGGCAUUAUAUUGCAAUAUUCAUGUUCAUGUAUUAUCAAUCAAUGAACAUGUCAAGAGGCAGUUCACUCUCAAAUCGAAGUUUGCCUGAGGUUUUCAGACUUAAAAAGUGGUCUAAUGUCAAGAUGAGUACACGUCCCACACCAUCUGCUGUCAAGAUCCAACAAUCAGCCUCAAACUCAAAUAUUUCCUAUUCAUUUAAGAUGGAAGCCUUUAUCUGUUAGGGACCAUCUCAUGAAUCUCUUCUUGAUAUUAGACCACUUUUGAGAUCUGAAAACACAUCCGCAUAACUUUGAUUUUGGAGUGAACUAUCUUUUUAACAUUCCUUGCCCAAAACAUUUCCGAAUAUAGCUGAAGGAGGGGUGCAGUUUGACCCAACUGAGCCUGAAGACCUCUGCUUUCGUGUGUGUACUCUAAACAAGGAUUACGCAGGUGAAGUAGCCACAUAUUUCUACACUAGUACAAAUGUUUCAAUGUGGUGUAGAUGAUAGGGACUAUCCUACAUUUUGGGAUGUUAUACUUCUCUAGUAGUGUUAUUGGAAGAUUUUGACCAACUUCGAUGGAUAUUAAUUGAGGUAUACCGUCUCCAUCUUAUUUGAAUUGGUCAUGAAUGGAACAUUAAAUAUAUGAAAAUAAUUGAGAGGCUCUGAAAGCUAAAGGCUAGUUAGUGUAAGCAACAUUACAUUUUUUGAAUGAAUGCUAUAGGUUUGUAAACUAUAAGCAACUCACUAUCAGAAUGUCCGAGAUUCUGUUCACUUUCUUCCUUUACAUCCGUUCUUAAGGGACCAUUGCAUGAAAACCAUUAAAGGCAAGAAACCGUUCUUCUUGUGUAUGUUGUUGUGUAGCAUAUUGGUCUAUGCUGGCAUGGAUAGGAUGCCAACAUCCAAGCUUUGUCAUUUCAGGCAAGGCUCUCAUUACACUUCUCUAGUCGACUCUCCUAAUACCGUGUCUCUUGAUUAUGUUAUUGAAGAUGUUGUAUGUUGUUUAUCUUUUAUCCAUACCUUUAGAAACUCCCUCCAUCUUUCAUAAAAAAAAACUAUGUAAACUAACAGUAA